AAUCCUUAUUUUUAUAAUUUGCAUUUCACCAAAAUAUACUUACAAUAUAUAUGUUCCAGUUAUUCCAGCAGUUAUAACUGUUAGUAAAAGGGAAAAAAAAAAAAAAGGUUUGUUGCCAUGCCAACUUUUAAGUUUUCUUUUAAACAACAUUGGCUCUUUAUCUGAGGAUAAAACUCUUCAGAGGCAUAAUGACCCUCAAGAAUGGGGAACUGACCAUACUGACAUGGGGUCACAUGGGGUCAUGCUUCAGCAUCCCAGCGACGGCGUCCUGUCCCCCCCUCCUUCUUCUCACCAGUUUCCUCUCCAGUUUUUAAAGGCGUAGAAAUUACACUGACCACUUGGUGGCACCAAAUUACGGAAGAGAAAAGAUUCAAGUUUUUUCUUUGAGGUAUUUUUUGCUUUUGUGGUUUUUUUUCCCCGGUGCUAGCAGUGAGCAGGUGCCCCAUUGUAUUGUGAGGCACGGAGAGGAGAGGGACACAGAUUUUUUUAAGCAGUGUGCCCUAAACUCUUGGGGAGCGAGACAUUACAGGGAUAACAUUGCUAAUUAGUAAAUGUCUUCACUGGGCCAGCCCCAGGAAAACUGACCUUCACCCCACCCACCCCCGUCUCUUGACUGGAGCACACAGUUCUGGUGUCGGGGAGACAGGCCUGGGAGUGGCCCCUCCGGUCAUGGAACAGGCCAUGGAACAGUAAGGAGCAUGGCAAGAGGGUCCAGCUGGGGUGAAAUAGCCUGUCCAUUUGUCUGUCUCCUCUCUAUCACCAGAACCCAUGGGAGGUGGUGGGGACAGUGUCCUUUUCAUCUUUAUAUUCCCAGCAGCUAGCAGCAGUCUGGUCCUCCCUGACUGGUGAAAGUUUGCUGAAUUGACGCUAGGAAAGGAAGCUUGGGCGUGGAGAGUGAUGAGGUUCAGGAAGUACAAAUGACGUUUUUUAAAGAGCAGUGUGGAGGACAGGCAAAGUCUUAAAGGCAUGUCUUCAGCCUCUGCAAGAGUCUGUGUGGCUUCCAGAUGCUGCAGCAACUUCUCUAACAUCACCAUGGGCAGAAGAGCCCCAUCUGCCAAGACACGUUCAUGCUGGCAAAGCCCGUAGGACCAUGGAGUCGAGGGGCUCGCUGGGCAGCCGGGCCCUCUCACACGACAGUAUUUUCAUUCCCGAGUCGUGCCAGGACCCGCCACGACCUGUGCGGGUAUUCUCCCAAGAAAAUGUAUGUGACCGGAUCAAGGCUUUGCAGUUAAAAAUACAGUGUAAUGUGAAAGUGGGCCCACCACCUCCAGGGGGCCUUCCUGCCAAGAGGGGAGAUGAUGCCGGCAUGAGUUCUGAGGACGACGGUCUGCCCAGGAGCCCCCCUGAGAUGUCCCUGCUGCAUGACAUUGGUCCCAGCACAACCAUAAAGGUCUCUUUAAUUUCCUCAUCCCGGCCGCCGUCUCCAGACCAGCUCUCCUCCAGGCACUUGAGUGACACCCCCAUCUUCUCCCGGACCUUGGACAGCAGUGUGGCACCGGUGGCUGAUUUCAGUUAUCCCCCAGAAUUCUCCUCCUGCCUGGACAACUCUGCAGCUAAGCACAAGCUCUUAGUUAAGCCCCGCAACCAGCGGUCGAGCAAGAUGAGGCGGCUGUCUUCGCGGGCACAGUCCGAAUGCCUGAGCGACCUGAUCUGCACCCCAGAGGAGGAGGAAUAUGAUGAGAAGCCAUCACCCACAGUCAUCUCAGAAGACAAGCCCACUACUGGACAGCAAGACAUGGUCCAGGACAGAGGCCCUGAGCCCGGGAAACCAGCCACCAUGCUGCCACCUGGGGGGCCCCGUGCAAGACGGGCACGCCUACAGCACUGCCCGGCGCUCAGUGCCAGUGCAGAGGAGGAGAGCGCCCCAGGGGACAAUCCCUCGAGCCGCCCGACCACCCCCGAGGUCACAGAGCCUGUGUCAAGCCCAGCCCCCUGCUUAGAGUCCCCACUUUUGCCAGAAGACUCCCUGCACCCUGACCCCGACAGCGAAAACCAGAGGGAGGAGCUGUCCUUCGCAAGCGCAUGUCCCCCAGCCGGGGACACAGCUGAUGAGGUAGCUUGUGCUUCUGGAGAUGCUGAGAGUCGGUUAUCUCCCCACAUCCCUGGGGAAGACAUGACACCACCUGCGACCGGCCCUGCCACCACCGUGGAGACCCCCUCUGGUCCAGAGGGGCCAGACCACAAUGUGCAGAAGGAGGUGGAGCUGACACUGGCAGUGCCUAGUCUCGAGGGAGCAGGGACAGAAUGUUCCGAGACCCCUGCCCCAAACCUCCCAGUCCCCAAGAGCUGCUUGAAGCACAAGGCCCUGGUGGCCAGCAGGAGCCUCAACGUGUCCCUCGCUUUGUCCACCUCGGAGUCACCUCCAGAGGAGCCCACCCCCUGUGCCCUGGACAAGGAUGCCAGCCCCCUGGAGCCUUCCAGGGCUGAACUGGCUGGGUCCCCACAAGAGGGACCCGAGAGGGUGGCACGGGAGCAGAAAAUCGCAAGAGGCGGUGGUGAGCCUCGGAGUGUGAAGAAGUUCUCCGUGUCCUCGGGCCGGGCGUGGCCACGCACAGGCCACAGAGACCGGCUGGGACACUCUGGCCUUGUGGGCCCUGCUGCUGUCCCCUCCGCUGUCCGGCUUCCCCUGCUGAGGAGCGGCCAAGCCUGGCAGAGCGAGGCUGCCCUCGAUGACCUCCAGGUACCUCCUGUGCCCCAGAACCGAAAACUGGACCCUCAGGAGCCACCCUCACCAGCUGAAUGUGGCUCUCAGGACCUGGGGGACAGGGUAGCCAGUCAGGCUGGGCCGGGCAGGAGCCCCCAGGAUGCAGUGAAUACGCCAGCCACAAGUGACCCCUGCCCCGCUGCCCAGGAGCCACCCACCGGUGGGGACAGAAGCUCCUUCCCUGUGAAGCUUCGGUCCACAUCUCUCUCUUUCAAACACAGAGAUGUGUCCUCUCCAGAAGUGAAAGGAAUCAAGAGGUACAGUGCUGAGGUCAGGCUAGAAAAGGGAGGACUGACACUGCUUUCAAAAGAGGACAAGUGUCCCAUGCGGACCGCCCCCGCUACUCGGGGGGCCAGGUCCCCAAACGACCAGGGGAAGGGGAAGGUCCGGUCAUCGGAGCAGCUCGGCUCCAAGCCACCCCUGCCCAGGAAGCCACUUCUGCAGGCCCUCACCCUCCCGUACCCGCCAGCAUCCCCUGAUGUCAGCCCCGGAGAGCUGGACAAGGCCACGCUGCCCCCGGGCCCCAGAAAGGAGAGUCGGAUGGCAGAGAAAAGGUCGCCCCACCAAGGAGCUGAUAAGGGUCUGCCUCCCUCAGCAACAGGGCCUGGAGCUGAGGGCCAGUCUGGGCCACCCUGGAUCACCAUCACUCGGCAGAAGCGACGAGGGGCCCCAGAGCAGCCACCCAACCAGCAGGACAAGCCUGGGGCCCAGACUCAGAAGUCUGAGACAGGAAAGCAAGCUAAGGUGCCCGAGAGAGCUCAGGAGCCCAUGAAGCAAGCUGACUUUGUCCGCAGCAAGUCUUUCCUGAUGGCUCCAGCGAAGCCUGCUGUGGAACGGAGGCAGGGGGCAAAGCUUUGCCUCCAGGAGGGGCUGCAAAGAGGGAUUUCCUUGUCCCAUCAGAACUUGGCAGCUCAGUCUGCAGUGAUGACGGAGAAAGAAUUGCAUCAGCUGAAGAGAGCUAGUUAUGCCAGUGCAGAGCAGCCAUCCUGGAUGGAACUCGCCAGAAAGAAAUCACAAGCUUGGAGUGACAUGCCCCAAAUUAUAAAAUAGGUUGGCAGCGUGAUAAAAAUAAAAAAUAAAAAAGAAAGAAAGAAAAAAAUGUCCACCACCUUGAUGGGACACUUCAUGAAAAACGUCCACUGAAGGCAAACAAACUGUGAAACUUAAGAGCGAUUUUAUCAUCAGGUUAUGGAAGGGCGAGCUCAGGGAAGAAGGAACCAGGCAAACAAGGAGGACAGAUGCACAGCCACAGUCCUGGGCCAGAGGUGCCCGAAAACAAGAACACCAUUGAAAAGGGCCAGGAACGAGGCCCCAUGCCCGAAGGUAUGAAUGCGAGUCUUUCAGAAUCCCCUUGAUCAAAGGGGCUGGGACAAGGAAGAAUAUGGAAAGGAAACAUGGAUGCAUAACUAAGACGUGGCUGCCAGGCCAGAAGAGAAGGCAGCCCAGAAUGUGUGUCUGUGCCUGCACUCGAGAUCAGCGUGCGACUCUGAUCAUUGUCUCGCCUUGGACCCUGCCUUCCCCCCUCGUGUUUACUACUGGACAUGACAUUUAUGGUAAACAGGGACGCCAUUUCCAAGCGCUGCUAUAAAACAGUCAGUUUUCCUGAAGAUCGUCACUCGACGAAGAAGCAGAAGGAACACGGCAGGGUGCAUCCGUUCACAGACGGUUUCCAAAAAUAAUUUUUAAACUUUUCCACUAGGCAUCUGUGUCCUCAACCAUUGCACAAUGCAUUGCCUGUUCAAUAAAAGGUUUCAAACAUG
Molecule: messenger RNA, 4464 nt
Organism: Hipposideros armiger (great roundleaf bat)
Lineage: Eukaryota; Metazoa; Chordata; Mammalia; Chiroptera; Hipposideridae
Gene: CRACDL
Product: CRACD like
Exons: 8
Coding region: 1091-3754 (887 amino acids)
Source: RefSeq, a predicted model, not a curated record